CUUAAAACUCACCAUCGUUGUAUAUCGGCCAUUCCUCCUCAUGAUGGCGAGAUUAGAUAUGACCAUGGUUUCCUUCGAUUUUUUGGUAUCACUCAAGAUCCACAAACAAAUGAUUACAUUAUGGUUACUGAACUAGCUCCAUAUAAGGAUAUUCGUAACUUAUUACGUCAAAAUUUCACCGAUUUAGAUUGGUGCGAUAAAUUAUAUUGGCUUCGUAAUAUCGCUGGUAAUCUUGUAACAAUUCAUAAUGCUGGCUACACACAUCGUGAUCUACAUCCUGGAAACAUUCUAAUGGGUCAAAUUCAAGAUGGUUUAACGAUGUUUGAUCAUUGGUGGAAAAUUACUCAAGAUCCUGAAAUUUUGGAUGAUACAUUUAGUGCGGCUGAUAAAUUCAUACCGAGUUUAGACAUCUCUUUCACUCCACAUCCUGAAGCAUCGUAUAAAAGUAGAUUACUUAAAUUUGGUGUUUUCGAUUAG
Molecule: messenger RNA, 477 nt
Organism: Racocetra persica
Lineage: Eukaryota; Fungi; Glomeromycota; Glomeromycetes; Diversisporales; Gigasporaceae
Source: the annotation of a GenBank genome assembly